This is a messenger RNA of Spea bombifrons (plains spadefoot toad), 1411 nucleotides long. RefSeq names its product acetyl-CoA acetyltransferase 2 (gene ACAT2). The coding region runs from base 87 to 1283 and encodes 398 amino acids. The record is from RefSeq and is a predicted model, not a curated record. Gene Ontology annotation, biological process: fatty acid beta-oxidation. Lineage: Eukaryota; Metazoa; Chordata; Amphibia; Anura; Pelobatidae. The transcript has 9 exons. Gene Ontology annotation, molecular function: acetyl-CoA C-acetyltransferase activity.
UGGUAUAUAGGGAGUAGAGGAGCUGUCACGGUUCACAUCUAGUAGUCCGGCUUCCUUGCUGCGUGUUGAGAUAUCAGAACUGAAAGAUGAGUCCAGCUCUAGAACCGGUGGUGAUCGUCUCUGCAGCUCGCACUCCUAUAGGUUCAUUCAAUGGAGCUUUGUCCAGCUUACCUGCUCACGUCUUGGGCUCUACAGUGAUCACAGAGGCUUUGAAACGAGCGAACGUUAAAGCCGAAGAGGUCUCUGAAGUAAUAUUUGGACAUGUUUUGACUGCAGGUGCAGGGCAGAAUCCCUCUCGACAAGCCAGUGUAGGUGCUGGUAUUCCUUAUGCUGUUCCUGCCUGGAGUUGCCAGAUGAUAUGUGGAUCUGGCUUAAAAGCGGUCAGUUUAGGGGCUCAGUCUAUAAUGACCGGAGAAUCAGAUGUUGUGGUGGCAGGAGGAAUGGAGUGUAUGAGCCAGGCUCCUCAUUUAGUACACAUGCGAUCUGGAGUAAAAGCUGGUGAUGUCUCCCUACAAGACAGUAUUCUUUGUGAUGGCCUAAAUGAUGCAUUUUACAAAUACCACAUGGGGAUCACAGCGGAAAAUGUGGCCAAACAAUGGAACAUCUCCAGAGAGGAACAGGAUCAACUUGCUGUUCAAUCCCAGAACAGGACAGAGGCGGCACAAAAGGCUGGCUACUUUGACAAGGAGAUUGUACCUGUUUCAGUGCCUUCCAGAAAGGGCCCCGUGGAAGUGAAAACAGAUGAGUUUCCAAGACAUGGAAGCAGUGUAGAACAAAUGGCAAAACUAAAACCUUAUUUUCUUAAAGAUGGAAGUGGCACAGUAACUCCCGCUAAUGCCUCAGGUAUCAAUGAUGGAGCGGCUGCAGUGGUUCUCAUGAAGAAGUCUGAAGCACAACAAAGAGGCCUUUCUCCGUUGGCACAGAUUGUGUCCUCUGCCCAGGCAGGAAUCGAUCCAUCUAUUAUGGGAGCUGGACCAAUCCCAGCAAUUAAAAAAGCUGUUGAAAAGGCAGGAUGGAGCCUUGAUGAUGUGGAUGUUUUUGAAAUAAACGAGGCUUUUGCAGCUAUUGCAUGUGCAGUGACUAAAGAGUUGGGGAUUAAUCCGGAAAAGGUAAACAUUCAAGGUGGAGCCAUAUCCCUGGGUCACCCUCUAGGAAUGUCUGGCUGUCGUGUUUUGGUUACACUUCUGUAUGCGCUGGAGAGGACAGGUGGAAAGAAAGGGGUAGCUGCACUUUGCAUAGGGGGUGGCAUGGGAAUAGCCAUGUGUGUCGAACGAACAGGCUGAUUGCCUAAUUUCAUGGUAUAUGGGUAUAUCAAGGCACCCGUAAUCUCACAUUCCAGGAAGUCAAACCGCUUGUUACUUUGGGCAUUUUGGGAACUAAUGUGACACUAAUACAGUUAAUUUUAAUUAAA